Messenger RNA from Nakaseomyces glabratus, 1416 nucleotides. It is a transcript of the gene ENP1, whose product is annotated as snoRNA-binding rRNA-processing protein ENP1. The record is from RefSeq and is a predicted model, not a curated record. Gene Ontology annotation, molecular function: snoRNA binding. Gene Ontology annotation, cellular component: cytoplasm; nucleolus; preribosome, small subunit precursor. Gene Ontology annotation, biological process: rRNA processing. Lineage: Eukaryota; Fungi; Ascomycota; Saccharomycetes; Saccharomycetales; Saccharomycetaceae.
AUGGGUAAAGUAACAACUUCAAGAGCUAAGAAACAGAGACAUGAUCCUCUUGUGAAAGAUCUGAAAGAAGCUGAAGGUAGGCUAAAGAAGGUUAGGAAAGAUGAAGGAGAUGAUAAUACCAAUGGCGAGGAAUUUAUUGACGACAAGGCCUCUAGAAAGAUUCUUCAAUUAGCCAAGGCCCAACAAGAAGAAAUUGAAGAAGAGAAUGAAAAGGAAAGUCAGGACGCUAAGUUCCAAAAUGCUAGAUUCAAAGUUAUCACAUAUGAUAAUGACGAUGAAGAGGAGGAAGAGGAAGAGGAAGACUUUGGAGAGAAUAUAUCUGAUUUUGAGCCUGAAGAAGGUGAAUAUGUUGAAGAAGAAGAGGUUGUUGAAAUAGACGAGGAAGAUGCAGCAAUGUUUGAACAAUAUUUCAAGAAAGCUGAUGAUUUUAACUCUGUAAAUGGUAGUUACAACCUGGCUGAUAAGAUCAUGGCAUCCAUCAGAGAGAAAGAAAUGGAAUUGUCGAACAAAGGCAUGGAUGAAGAUGAUAAUGAAGGCGGAUUCGCAGAGCCUGCUCCUAGGGUACAAGAAGGUGUUGAACUACCAGAGAAGGUUAUCAGAGCAUACACCACCGUCGGUUCAAUCUUGAAAACUUGGACACAUGGUAAACUUCCAAAGUUAUUCAAGGUUAUUCCUUCUCUAAAGAACUGGCAGGAUGUCUUGUAUGUUACCAAUCCUGAAGAAUGGUCACCACACAUUGUCUAUGAGGCUACAAAGCUGUUUGUCUCUAACUUGCAAGCCAAGGAAGCUCAAAAAUUCAUUAACAUGGUGUUGCUCGACCGAUUCAGAGAGAAUAUCGAAACUACCCCAGACCAUUCAUUAAACUACCACAUUUACCGUGCUAUCAAGAAAUCGUUAUACAAACCAAGUGCAUUCUUCAAAGGUUUCUUAUUUCCUCUAGUUGAAUCUGGUUGUAAUAUACGUGAGGCAACUAUUGCCGGUAGUGUGUUGGCUAAGGUGUCUGUUCCUGUAUUACACUCUUCAGCAGCUUUAAGUUAUUUACUAAGACUGCCAUUCACUCCAGCUACCACUGUAUUCAUCAAGAUAUUAUUAGACAAGAAAUAUGCCUUGCCAUACCAAACUGUCGAUGACUGUGUUUACUACUUCAUGAGAUUUAGAAUUUUGGAUGACGGUAGUAAUGGUGACGAUGCAACCAGAACUCUACCAGUGAUAUGGCACAAGGCAUUCCUUGUAUUUGCUCAAAGAUACAAGAACGAUAUAACACAAGACCAAAGAGACUUCUUGAUAGAGACUGUGCGUCAAAGAGGGCAUAGAGACAUAGGUCCAGAAAUUAGACGUGAACUUCUAGCUGGCUCUAGUAGAGAAUUUGACUCAGAACAACCUCCUAAAGAUGAUAUCAUGGUUGACGUGCGUUAA